AGCUGUGUCAGUGAGUUAGAAACACACACACACAUACUCACUUCACCAUCUAACCUGCACAGACAAGAGAAAUGUCAGGACCCAGGCCUGUAGUUCUGAGUGGCCCAUCAGGAGCUGGGAAAAGCACCCUGUUGAAGAGACUCAUGAAAGAAUAUGAAGGGGUUUUUGGAUUCAGUGUCUCCCACACCACCAGAAAUCCUCGGCCAGGAGAGGAAAAUGGAAAAGGGCUGAACUGUCUCCCAAUGCUUCUGGGGGCUACAUUACUUCCUGUAGCAGACGUCCUGUCCUCUGAGACAUCUAAAGGUGUAGAUUUGGUUUCCAUUAUUGAUUGUAAUUGGUUAUUACUGAUUAUUGGCAUAUCUAAUGUGAUGAGAGAGUAAUGGGGUUACUUUCAUCUUUCUAAAAUAUAAAACUUUGUUAGCGAAUUACAUUUCAGGUCAUACAAAGAUAUGAUUGUGGACAUCACAUGUUCUCUCCGACAUGAAUGCCAGUGUGCACUUUGGAGUAAAAAGCCUUUGAAAAUAGCCCCCUGUGAUCCCUAGGUUGUCCAUGUGAUGUGAACUAUUGCCAUCACUUCCCCACAGCACAGAUCCUCAGAGGCGAAUCAUUAACAUCACAACAGAACUUAUUUCUGGGAAAUUUAAUGAACAAUCUGAAGUAGUUAAUUAAAAAAGGAUCAAAUUAAUCAUCAGUGCGUAUGCCACAAAUUAAUUAAUUCUGCACAUUUUUACACAAAUAAAUUCAA
This is a messenger RNA of Sinocyclocheilus grahami, 745 nucleotides long. RefSeq names its product guanylate kinase-like. The coding region runs from base 72 to 380 and encodes 102 amino acids. Gene Ontology annotation, cellular component: cytosol. Gene Ontology annotation, molecular function: GMP kinase activity. The record is from RefSeq and is a predicted model, not a curated record. The transcript is spliced from 4 exons. NCBI's taxonomy places the organism in Eukaryota, Metazoa, Chordata, Actinopteri, Cypriniformes, Cyprinidae.